CUUUUUCUUAGGAAAACCCUUUUGCUUCUGUCUCUGCGUUCUGCCUCGGCAUCACCAAUGGCAACCGCUCGCUCCUCGUUCAGGACCAUCAGUCGAGCCCUCCUCCGGCCCUUCUCCACCAAAGCUACCCACCACAACAACCACCGGCAGACCCACAAGUUCAUGGAGUCGAAUUCCUUCUUGGGGAGCUGGGAGGCCCCCAGGAACCCCAAAGAGGCGGAAAGGAAGCUUGCCCAAUUGAGAAGAGACUACGCCAAGCAGGUCAAAGGGAUCCGCAAGCAAUACAUUCACGAGAUGGAGCUCUUGAAGCUCGAGAAGCUCAGGAAGGAGGAGGCAAGGAAAGAGGCGAUGAGAGCUGCCAAUGAGGAGCGUAAGAAGCUCAAGGCUGAGGCUGCUAAGGUUAGAGCUGAGGAGCGUAAGGUUGCGGAAGAGGAAUUUCGGCGGACCCUGUUGAAAGAAAGAGCUGAGAAGCUUGAGAAUUGGAGGAUGAAGGUUGGAAUACAAGAAGAGAAGAAGAAAGAUAAGAAUGAACUCUUGCGCAGACAAAGUUCCAUGUGGAUCAAUGAAGGCGAAUUGGAUGGGAAAAUCGUGGCCGCCCUGGCUAACACAACUUGUCUCUAGCUUCCUUUCAAGUUUCCCCACACAACUUCUUGCUCUUUCUGGUGCUUCACCUUCAGAAAAUGAAAGUUUCGAAUAUAUUGUCCAAAGGAAUACAUCGUCCAGACAAACAAGAAUUCGUAUUUCGUCGAAAAUUUUAUGAGUAGGAGUAAUUUCAUCCUGAGGUGUUUGAUGGAUCAUGGUUGUCUUCUAAAUCUGUGUUCAUUUAAAUUACUUUUACUAAGAACUGUGCUGAGUCCACAGUUGAAGACUUAGAAGUUGAACUGGUUUUUUCCACCCAUAAACAGGAAUUCUUAGUUGUAAAAUAUUUUUUAGUUGAAAAUUUUGUGAGAAUUAAGAGUCAGUUUAGCCAGAAUGAGGCAUUAGGCCUCUUUUAUGGGUUGUUUGGUGCGGCGGUUUUUUCUAAUUC
Rubroshorea leprosula is the source of this 1027-nucleotide messenger RNA. The record is from the annotation of a GenBank genome assembly. NCBI's taxonomy places the organism in Eukaryota, Viridiplantae, Streptophyta, Magnoliopsida, Malvales, Dipterocarpaceae.